Amyelois transitella is the source of this 2573-nucleotide messenger RNA. RefSeq names its product acyl-CoA Delta-9 desaturase. NCBI's taxonomy places the organism in Eukaryota, Metazoa, Arthropoda, Insecta, Lepidoptera, Pyralidae. Gene Ontology annotation, molecular function: iron ion binding; stearoyl-CoA 9-desaturase activity. Gene Ontology annotation, biological process: unsaturated fatty acid biosynthetic process. Gene Ontology annotation, cellular component: endoplasmic reticulum membrane. Bases 210 to 1334 code for a protein of 374 amino acids. The transcript is spliced from 8 exons. The record is from RefSeq and is a predicted model, not a curated record.
AAGUGUUACGCGGCUGAAACUAUAAGUAAGUCGCGGUGGUGUGCGCGCCACUACGUUGCACACUGCGCGCGCGCGCCGUCUCAGACACUCGCUGCAGCACGAUCUUACCGGCGUUAUAAAUUUUACCGGUGUUCUCACUGUGCGUGUUAUCAUUAGUGGAUUUACCAUUCGGGGGUCAGCCGGCAUCACCAGCGAGGUCUCCAGUGACAAUGCCGGGCUCGCCAUUAUCCGACGUGUAUCUAAAAAACAAGAUGACAUCAAUGCAAGAAGACGACAUUCCGAUAUUAUCACCUAACUACGCAAAGCUGAAGAACAGAACUCACGAAUGGCAAAUAGUGUGGAGAAACGUGUUCGCAUUUGUCUACCUGCAUGUGGCGGCCACGUAUGGAUUUUACCUAAUGUUUACUGGUCGAGUUAGGAUUUGGACAAUACUCUUUGCGAUCAGCUUUGCCGUAAUAUCUGCUAUGGGAGUUACAGCGGGCGCGCACCGUCUGUGGGCACACCGAGCAUACAAAGCCAAGUGGCCUCUCCGGCUGUUCCUUGCCAUACUUCAGACCAUGGCCUUCCAAAACCACAUCUACGAAUGGGUGCGCGACCACAGGGUACACCACAAAUUUACGGAAACCGAUGCCGACCCACACAACGCUAAGCGAGGCUUCUUCUUCUCCCACAUCGGCUGGCUGAUGGUACGCAAACACAAGGAAGUGUUUGAGAAGGGCGCCACAGUCGACAUGUCCGACCUGGAGAAGGAUCCCAUCGUCAUGUUCCAAAAAAAAACUUACCUAUUUGUGAUGCCAAUCGUUUGUUUCGUCAUCCCCGCGUGGUUACCAGUCUAUUUCUGGGGGGAGGACCCCUGGACCUCGUGGUACGCAGCUUCCAUCGCGAGGUACACCCUCACUCUCCACUUCACCUGGCUAGUAAACUCAGCCGCACACAUUUGGGGCAAUAGGCCUUAUGACAAAUACAUAGGAGCUACUGACAACAAGACAGUGGCAAUCUGUGCUUUCGGUGAAGGUUGGCACAACUACCACCACGUGUUCCCCUGGGACUACAAGGCGGCCGAGCUGGGCAACUACAGUACCAAUAUGUCCACAGCCCUUAUUGACAUUGCUGCCAAAUACGGCCUAGCCUACGAUUUAAAAACUGUGUCAGCCGAUAUGAUCAGGAAAAGGGUGGCCAGAACUGGGGACGGCAGCCACCCAUCAGCUAAAGAAGUUGAUUCAGCCCAUGAAGAUCACCACCACCCAGAAAACCCAGUGUGGGGGUGGGAGGAUCAGGAUAUGACGGAAGAAGACCGACAACUUGCAGAAAUCGCUCAUAGAAAAACCGAGUAACUUUUACUGACUGAUUUAAGUGAAUAAGUUAGGCGGCAUAUUAUGAAUCUGGUCUAUAAAAAUGUAAUGAUACGUAAUUACUUAAUGACUACAAUUAUACACGAAUAUUUAUCAAAAAUUAACCUUGUAUAUAAUAGAAAUUAUAAACAUGUAUACAGGGUGAAAUCUAUAUAAGUCAAUAAAAAUUAUCAAAUCUCAGAUACUAAUUGAAUCUAGCCGAUCUGAAUUCUACAUUAAUAAACAAACAUACAUAAACAUAUGCUUUUUGUCUAAAGCUCUAAUUCCACGGAAGUAUCAAAAAUUCUACCAUGGUGGACUUAACGACAUACAGCUACCUGAUUGGUAAAUCGUAUCGAAACCGGUUCGGGCUGUGCUUUGAUAGAAAUAACUUAUUCUUUUUUUAUAAACUUUUGUUUUAAAACAAUCUCAACACCUGUAUGAAACAGGCAUUCCUGAAAAAUACACUGUGUUAAACUAUAUUAUUCCAUCAAUCCGCCUAGAUUAAGCAGGUCCAGAAUAUCUAUCAAUACGCCAGGAUACAACUUACCUACUACCUAGAAAAAAUCCAGGGCAAUUCCAUCAGUUUUCAAUUCUGUUUUCAAAUGCUUAUAAGAAUGGUUUGGGUAGUGUAGGUAUGUAAAUGUUAAUACUUAAAUUUAUAUAAAAAUACCCGAGUGAGCAAACAGAACGUUACAAACAAAAAGAACGUUUAUACUAGAUUCUAGAUAUGUUUUAUAAAGCUGUGAAUGAACGAAUAUUUUUUUAUAAUUGUACAAAAUUAAUGUACUUAUCUAGUUGGCGAAACAAGGAGUUGCAAAGGAAUGGUGUAAUCCUUUUCGCUACUAGGUAUAUUGUAUUACAUUAUAGUUAAGAUAUUGUUACAUAUAAUUGCCAUGUGACUAUGAACAAAACCUAUGAAAACUGCGGUUGUUUGCAGCAUUUUGUAGUUUAACGUAUGUAUUUUGUUAUGUGAUAUUGGUUCUAUGGAUAUUUACUGGUGACUGUUAGUUUUAAAAAUUAACUUAUUUAGUUGAGAAAAUAAAUGUUAUUAAGGGCUCAUUCAUUUUUAAAUUAUAAGUAAACAUGUUAAGUAGAGCAAAAAAAUAUUAAAUUAAAAAUAUAUUUUUUUAUUAAUCAAUUGAAGUGCUAAUGGGCCCUAAUAAUCGUACUUACCUAAUUUAAUUCGUAUUUAGGUAAGGUUAAUUUAUUUUUAUACCAUGAAACAAAAUAUAAAAUGUU